Cydia pomonella (codling moth) is the source of this 1725-nucleotide messenger RNA. RefSeq lists its product as uncharacterized. The record is from RefSeq and is a predicted model, not a curated record. Bases 971 to 1702 code for a protein of 243 amino acids. Lineage: Eukaryota; Metazoa; Arthropoda; Insecta; Lepidoptera; Tortricidae. The transcript is spliced from 7 exons.
ACAUGUGCGAGUUAAACAAUUAUUUAAAAUGGUCUAUUAAUUUUUUGCGUCUAUAAAAGCUUAAAAACUUAAUUAUUUAUUUAAUAACAUCUAGCCUUGAUGGAAAGUAGGAAUAGGAUGCAGUCCUACAAGUCCAACAAAACUAGUUUUAAAAUAUUUUUAUCAGACUGACAUCACUGUCAAAUACGAAUGUAAAACACGACGCCGCAAAAAAAGAGUGCCGGGUAUCAUUUGUUGUCACUACUUGUGUUGUUUACGCCUAAUGACCGUCUUAAGUGGAAUCCCGCUAUCGUAAAUGAAAUGGGGUAUGAAAUAUGUUUAAAUACGUGGGUUAAACCGUAUAAUUAACCUUGUGUAUGACUGACGACAAUUUAAAUUCGAUUAAGUAACAUUUACAACAUUUUAAAAGCUUGCAUCCUAUAAAUAAUAUAUAAUCAUUCAGCCUAUAUACGUCCCACUGCUGGGCACAGGCCUCCUCUCAUGCGCGAGAGGGCUCGGGCUAUAGUCCCCACGCUAGCCCAAUGCGGAUUGGGGACUUCACAUACACCUUUGAAUUUCUUCGCAGAUGCAUGCAGGUUUCCUCACGAUGUUUUCCUUCACCGAAAAGCUAGUGGUAAAUAUCAAAUGAUAUUUCGUACAUAAGUUCCGAAAAACUCAUUGGUACGAGCCAGGAUUUGAACCCGCGACCUCCGGAUUUAAAGUUGGACGUCAUAUCCACUCGGCCACCACCGCUUCAUCCUAUAUCUUGCAAUAAUUAAAAAAUCAAGUGUCAAAAUAUUUUCUAUUAUGUCAAUAUCCAGGGAGGAAAAUGGGUACUAUGUUUGUAUGGAAAAACGGUCGUCCACUAUCGCCUUAAUCAUUAGAAAUUACAUUUUGCCAUUAAAUUCCAUGAAGCAUGACGACGAAUUGUAAAAAAUGACUUUGUAUUAAAUUUUACAUAAGAUAUUUCACUUUUGUAAUUUUACCCAUCAUGAGGCCCAUAUUGAUUUUGGUAACCAGUUUAUGUUCCAUAAUCUGGUUCCCAGACCAAUAUUAUUGUAAUUCGGAUGAAAACAAAAGAAAUGUAACGAUAAGAUUAUUAUCAACACAAAAAAGACGAAAACCCAUGAAGAUGAGCGCAUCAAGAGUAACUUCAUCACCCAUAACACCAACGUAUUACAAUCCCAAUCCUGGCUACGACGCGUACUGGACGGAUGGACAUUGGAUUUUUGGGACAACCACCACGAAAGCCACCAGCACUACUUCCACCAGAACCAGAAUCCUCGUCUGUCAGAAGCCUUGUCCCAUUGAGUACCGAAACGUGGACAAAGUAUGUGCACAUAAAGUGUCCCAUAUAGAUCAAAGGUCUACAAUAUCUCCCGGGUAUGCGAAGGAUCCUGUAAAAACAGACAACACUUACAUACAUUUUAAAACAUUUCCCACCUAUUGCGAAUUUUUACAUGAACGAUGCAAGACGAAAAUUUGGAACAAUAUGAGCUGGGUCUUCAUUCAUUUUGGCGAGUGUUUGACAGAUGAGGAAGUUAAUUUGAACAUAGAUAAUGAUUUGGUUGUUUUAAAUCGAAAGAAAGAUGUUUUGACCACAUACUAUAAUAAAACCUUCAAAAAUAUCCACAGUGAGUAUUUUAAAAACAAGGUAAUUAAGAGUAUAGGCUUUUUCCAUGCAAAUUUGGAUAUUGACAUUAUGGGAAAUAUUUUUACAUAAUAUAAUAUUGUAUAUUGAUCAUA